This is a messenger RNA of Zymoseptoria tritici IPO323, 592 nucleotides long. RefSeq lists its product as uncharacterized. Gene Ontology annotation, cellular component: U5 snRNP; pICln-Sm protein complex; U12-type spliceosomal complex. Gene Ontology annotation, molecular function: RNA binding. Lineage: Eukaryota; Fungi; Ascomycota; Dothideomycetes; Mycosphaerellales; Mycosphaerellaceae. The transcript has 3 exons. The record is from RefSeq and is a predicted model, not a curated record. Gene Ontology annotation, biological process: spliceosomal snRNP assembly; RNA processing. The coding region runs from base 24 to 425 and encodes 133 amino acids.
CCCUCGCGCGCCGCAUAGCCAAGAUGAAGCUCGUCAGAUUCUUGAUGAAGUGUACGAACGAGACGGUCACGAUCGAGCUCAAGACUGGAACCAUCGUCCAGGGCACAAUCGCAUCCAUCUCUCCUCAGAUGAACACCAACCUCCGAAACGCAAAAAUGACGCCUCGCGGCGGCUCGCAAAUCGCGCUCGAACACGUUAGCAUUCGCGGAAGCGAGAUCAGAUACUACAUCUUGCCAGAUUCGCUACCCCUCGACACACUUCUCAUCGACGAUACGCCGAAGCCGAAGAACAAGGCGAGAAAGGAGCAGGACAAGAGUGCUGGUGUUGGUGGUCGUGGAGGUGGACGGGGUGGACCGCGUGGAGGCAGAGGUGGUGGUCGGGGUGGUGGCCGUGGUCGGGGACGAGGUGGUGGACGUGGGUUCUAAGCACGUCGAGAUGCGUGUGAAAGUUGAGAUUGUCAUAUUCAGGAUGGAGUGUCCUGUGUGGAGUUCCGGCGCAAGAGAAUGUGUUCAGGCCGGGGUCAAAAAGGCAGGCAGGAGCGCCAGGAGUUGAACAUUGCUCAGUGAUCAAGCUGGAUACCUCGGGGCGAAUC